AUGCCUAACAGCGAGAAUGCGGCAAGAAGAAAGGCUCGGGAAUUGGUCGAGGAGAUAGAAAAUGAGCACGGCCAUGUCGGCGAAGAGACCCUCAGACAGAUUGACGACCCGACCAUUCGCGCAAAACUUACCAAUGCUCUGAAAGCAAAAGAUGGCAUGAUCGGCUCAACCGUGAUCACGCUGGCCAAAAACCUUUACACAAGCAAUGCUCGUUUUGUGUUCGAGUUGCUCCAGAACGCGGAUGAUAACGAAUACAACAAGACCAAUGACAGCCCUUUCAUAUCUUUUCAUGUCCACCCCCGGCAAAUCGUGGUCGAAUAUAAUGAAGACGGUUUCACACCCGGAAACCUCAGGGCUAUCUGCAAUGUGGGUCAAAGUACAAAGAAAGGUGCUCAAGGUUAUAUUGGAGAAAAGGGAAUAGGCUUCAAAUCAGUAUUCAUGGUGGCCUGGAAGGUCCUCAUCCAGUCUGGAGACUUUUCUUUCUAUUUCCAACAUCGAAGAGGAGACUCUGGAAUGGGCAUGAUUUCGCCCGUCUGGCAAGAACCCGAACAAACUCUGCCAGAAUCAUUGACCCGAGUUACCUUGUUUUUACACGACUCUGGCGAUGCUGCCUUUGUUACAACUCAGCGCCAAUCAAUAUCCUCCCAGUUCCACGAACUUCAAGACACAUUUCUUCUUUUUCUCAAGAAGAUCAAACAGAUCAAUCUCAAGUUCUACAACGAAGACCACAAAAUGACCAAGGAAGUAAUUCAUGCCCUUGAAAACGCCUCCGGGGGUGCCAAAGCGCGUCUUACAAAGGAAACCAUCACAGCCGACAACACGGAAAAAAGUUCUAGGGCCUAUCAUAUUACGAGAUAUGUCGCCACAGACCUUGAGAAAAAUGACAAUCGAGAAUACUCAGAAGCAGAAGAGGCGCAAAAGAAAUAUUCUACAUCCGAGGUUGUGCUUGCGUUCCCAUUGACUUCUGAUUCAUCUCCUCUUCUGGAGGUCCAGGAUGUAUUCGCAUUUCUGCCGCUUCGCUCAGCUGGGUUCUACACUAACAAAAGUUGGUUUCUAAUACAAGCCGAUUUCGUCACGGAGGCAAAUCGACAAGAUGUGAUCACAGCAUCCCCUCGGAAUCUGGGACUUCUGGAUGGUAUUGCACGUGCAUUCAUCAAAGCAGUUCAAGAGUUUUGCGAACAUCCUAAUCUCACAUACCAAUGGAUGAGAUAUCUUCCCGACCCCUCGAACACUAGUUUUCAGCCUCUUUGGAAGCGACUUGUUGACAAGAUUCAGGGCCUUCUGGAAUCAACACCAGUACUACAUUCUCGCAAUGGAGGGGCUCUAAGACUCAUCAAGUCGCUUCGACUUUCCGCGUUCGAUUCUGUGGACAAGGACGGUAAUCCGCUGUGGGACGACAUUGAUCCACCCUGGUAUGUGUCUCGUUCAUAUGAUCGGCAUGAUCUUAAGACUUUGGAGUCUUAUGGCCUUCGAUACGCCAACAUAACGGAGGUUUUGGCACAUGCUAACAGAGACCUCGAAUCGCCACAUUCAAGAAUGAAAGCCUCGAGAGAUGAGGAUUGGCAUACUCGUGCCGCCCAGAUUCUUGCAAUUCCCUUCGUCAAGGAUUGGUAUUCCGAAAAGAUAACCUUGCAAGCAAUGUAUUUGAUCCCGUUGCAAAAUGGUCUAUGGAUAUCUUCCAAGAGUGGUCCGAUUUACUAUGCAAGCAGUUCCGGUAUGCAAAUUCCGACAGACCUAGGUUUGAACUUGAUCAAUCCAACUGCCGCCGGAAACCCUGACAGAAAGACAUUAUUUGAUCAUCUUGGUGCUACGGAGGCAUCCACCGAUCUUGUUCGAAACAAAAUACUUGAACGCUACAAUUCCUACCCAAACGGCGCAAGUGUCAGCCUCCAGACGUCCCGGAUUCAUUUGCAGUAUCUCUAUCUGACCCAGAUGCGGGCGGAUUUUGUCGUCCCAUUCGCCUUCAGCAACGUGUACAUUUACACAGCGUCAGAAGUGCGUCUCUGGCCAAAAUUUACAGAUGUAUAUAAACCCGAUGAAAAUCAGUACGGCGUAAGGGAACUGUUAAUGCCCACGCCGCAAGGUCAAAAUCCCGGGAGCAGUGCACCGGGACUUUCAGUGUCGUUCCUGCAUCAAGUUUAUUUUGAAGACGUCCCAGACAAUCCAGUAGGACACCCUUUCAGCUGGUCGGCUUUUCUUGGGAAGUAUCUCAACAUUCGACUACGACCGAGGCUAGUCUGCAAUCCAGGCAGUGAAUCAGCAUCCUUAUCCAAUAUUACUCGCUACCUUCAACGCUACCGCCCAGAGCUUUUCCUAAACGUCAUUCACUAUUACUGGCAGGGCGAGGGUCGAAAAAUUAUAAUUGCAAAGUCAACCACCACCGAAAUGCGCACAAUGGAAGUCCUUUGCAGAGGGGGUCGCACGAUACCUCUUUUCAAGACAUACUUGCCGACUCCCUUCCUCGAGCGCCUGCAAGCAAGGUACAUGGUUGAUUCGGAGUUUUUCCCGUUUUUGGCGCUGCUGUCUCCGCCAAAGGAUGACGCGGAUUCCGAUGGUUGGAAUUUUCUGAACAAAGAAUUUGGCGUUGGCCGACAUGAUGACCUGGAUUUUUACCUAGCAAUCCUGAACUCCAUUUUGAAUGGAAAUAAGUCUGUCGAAACAAUUCUGAACAUGCCGAGAGUGUAUGGAGUAUAUGACCGCAUCCAGACCAAACUUCUCCUAUCCGAGGAUCAAGGCAGACAACAGGGCAAGGUUAGAGAACUGUUUGAGGCAAGUUCCGCCAUUUUGAUACCAGAAUCCGGAGAACGACAUGCGGCACGGGUUCGACCUAGUCAAUGCGUCUGGGAUGGCCCGCAGGAUAUGCAGACUAAGUACCCAGUGAAAUCGCUGUGUCACUCCUACUUCAUGGCGUCCGAGUCGGGGCCGGGUUCCCUGGAACAAUUUUUCAGAACCACUCUGGGACUUUCCGAUUGUUCCUGGAGCCAUCUUGUGGACGAAGUUAAGUAUCUCAAGGCUGCGUCUUGCAUGGAUUUUGAUAGAAUCAAUGGUUUGUACACUCUCAUUGAUAAAUCGUUCGACAGAGCCAAUGUCGAUGACAUCGAGAAGCUGAGGAAAGCCGUUAACGAGGGUGCAUUGAUCUAUGUCAAUGUUAACGGACGGCAUGAUUGGUGUAAGGUUUCUCAGUGUUUGUGGGCAAGCGUUACGGCAAUAAGAGGUCGAACGACGCUUAACGACCAUUAUGAAGACUUGAAGGGUUUCUUCGUUACUCUCCUUGGGGUUCCAGAAUUAAGCCUUGAUAUGGUGCUGGACGAACUGAUUGAGAAAGGUGCCAGACAUGCACCUGUGGCGGAGAUCAAGGAGACUUUGUGGGCACUGGCCUCCUUCCUAUCCUCCAACACUCCUACCUCUUCCUCAAGAAGAAUUCUUGAGAGCCGUGUCUUUCCAGUCAAGUACCCAAACGGGCAAGUGCUCUUGCGGACGUCAAAGGCAGAGUUCGGAAUAGUGGACCGACAGCAAUUGGGGGAUUCUUUUGCCGGCAAAGCGAGCUUGCUCGACUUCAGCUUGGAAGAUGUCAGGAUGCUGAAGCCAUUCUUCGCCUGGGCUGGUCUUGAAAAUCGCUAUCUCUCUAAAAUGGUUAAAGAGAUAUCUCGAGUUGAAGGCGGCGAUCCCCUGCCCAUAGCGAGUCGAAAUCGCGACAUUGGACGGAAAGCUCGUGGGCUAUUUCGGAUAGCCGCACACUACAACAGUCCCCGUGUGUCGGAGAAUGACUUUUCCUUACAAGAUCUACUCAAGAGCGCUCUUGUCUACGAAACAAACGGGAUCUCGUCCUUGCUAGUUCUAUCUCAAGGUGGUCGCGAAGUGGCGGUCGAAAUUGAAAAGAGCGAACUUCACAUAGGUCCUAACGAAUCACCACUUCAGAUAUAUGUUCCAAGAGAUCCGAGAAGCCAGGAAUUUUGCUUCCUUUCCAAGCUUCCGCCGCGACUUUUUGACUGGAUGAUGACUCACCCGGACACGCAAAUCCGAGAAAAGAUCGAGCCAGAAGCUGUCCUAGUAGUUACCAAGAUCUUGAACGCCAAAUUGUCAUCAGUCGACUGGUUACUGGAAGAAGCUGGAAUUAUAGAAGUUGCUGGCACAGAUGUUACCGACGAGCGAGGUGCAGCUGAACAGUCUGACCAGGAUGAUAGCGAAGAUGCCGAAGAGGAAGUCCUGAGAGCGGACAGUCCCAGUGCAGACUCUCUAAGUGAUGGCUGCAGUGGGCGAGAAGCACUUCUCACGACUACGAUAUCUGAAACUGCCAGAACUGUGUUGACACCACCGACUACUGCAGUUCCUACAACUUCGGUUACACCCACUCCCUCAUCACACCCGCACGCUGUCUCCGAAGUUGUUCAUGGUCAUUCGCGGCACAGAUCAGCCGUUGCAGGCUCAUCACCCCUUUUCGUACAAACGGUCGAGGCAGAGAGGAUGGCUCCAACGCACGCUGAACCGCCGUCUGCUCCUGACCUAGACCCAGAGAUGAUCGACACUUUAGUGGAUGAAGCAGCCCGAUAUUUAGCUCUUCUGGACAACAUUAUCAAGAAAGCCAGGCACACGUCGUUUCCUUCCCUUGGAUCUUUCAAUAUGUCGCGAUUGCUUGUGACUUUGACCGAAUCGGAAAUUUCGCCAGAUCAGUACUGUCUUGACAUACACGCGUUUCGGUCCGCAACACAGCGAGAGCGAGAUUUCAAGGUUGGCGCGGCCGGCGAGCUUUUCGUAUUCGAACUCUUGUCCCAUCUAGAUCCUGACCUGCCGGGAUUUGACUUGCGUAAUUGGCAGAGUACGAUCAGGAAAUACGUCAAAGUGCACCCGCAAUACGCCUUCAUGGAUGACUGGGAGGGUCAGGAGACUGCAGACAUCACCUACGACGAUAAAUCAGGCGUGCUCACUGACCUACUGAUCGGACAAGGCUAUUUGGCUCCCAACCGUUGGCAAGGUCGAAGGCCGAUGUACUACAUCGAAGUCAAGACGACGACCGGUCACUGCGGCAUGCGCUUCUUCAUGAGCAAGCGUCAAUAUAAGAGGAUGCAAGAUCUCUCUGAAGCAGCACAAGACCCCCAUUCUGUCAAUUCAAUUUAUCUCAUUUUUCGCGUCUUCGAUGUCGGCAUGGGCACACCUGGCUUGCGGAUUUAUGUUGAUCCUGAGGCGAUGAAGAGGACCGGCACCCUAAUCUUCACAGCAGAGACCUGGUCCGUUGUCCCUGGUCAAAUUGGAACCUGA
Messenger RNA from Exophiala xenobiotica, 5256 nucleotides. RefSeq lists its product as uncharacterized. Lineage: Eukaryota; Fungi; Ascomycota; Eurotiomycetes; Chaetothyriales; Herpotrichiellaceae. The transcript is spliced from 7 exons. The record is from RefSeq and is a predicted model, not a curated record. The coding region runs from base 1 to 5256 and encodes 1751 amino acids.